ACGUUUAUUCCGCGAGAUUAACAUUUUUGAUUUAACCCGAUAAGCCUUCGCUCCGUGGGCUGAGUGAAUGCAACUUGACGAACGCGACCGAAAGCACACGAGUCGUUUCCACGAAGGCUAUCGCAUUCUGAGCGAAAACAGCUUCAGUUUAUUUCAGACAGCACACAACGAGGACGUGUUGCUCUUCUUUGUAAAUUUGUUAUGUGUAUUAUAAAUUAUAAACAGUGAAAUGCCUACAGAUAUUAUGUCAAGCUGUCGCACCGAGCACUUCGGACAAGGUUUCAGUAAGAAAACUUGCGAUGCGGAAGUGAAAUCGGGUUUUUUGGUGCUAUUAGGACCCGACGGGAUGAGACAAGACGUGCGCGUGGUCGUAUACAGAACAUCCCUGGAGCACUUUGCUGUUAUAUACCCGAGGAAACGUCUCUCAAAACCGAUCGGGGUUGUUAACUUGAGAAACACAGCUGUCGAGAGAGUUGAUACGAAUUGUGGUUUUUUUGUCAGACAAAGAGGAUAUGAUAACACAAUAUCUGCAAAGUUUCUGUGCUCGGAGCGGGAUAUUGAAGCCUGGCUGUCCGCUUUCUCGACGUCUUCUCAGACAUGUCAGCAUGCGACCAGUCUGCCUGUCCUAGUCGAGACUGAGGAGAGCUAAGCCAUCGAUCCGUUUCGGUUCCUGUGUUUUCCGUUCGUCCGAUGUCUCGUGAGAAACGCCGAACGAGGUUAUGUUUGUUUUGCAAUCUGAUGCGAAAGUGAAAGCAGUUUUUUACGAAUGUACGAAAGUUAAGUAUCCAUCAUUGCACCUACAUGCCAGCCGGAGCUUGAAGUUCCGCGAAUCUUAAACUUAAUGAGAAAGUAAAUGUUACCAGUUUUUUUUUUAUAAUUAGCUAACUGACAUCAAAUCAAUUUCGUUUGAAUUUCAUUCUUUCGUUCGAUAUUUGAAAAGUGAAUUGCAUUACAGAAUACCGUUAUAAAAUUAUUUAAAUAUUUGAAAUGUUCCUCUUUUAACAAUAAGUAUUUGUUUUAUUUUAUUAUCAAUAACUAAUUUUGAAAUGCCAAUGUAAUAAAUAAUAAUGCCAAUGUAAUGCCAAGAGCUUGUAUGAAGGUUAAAUAAAAAAGAAAAAAAUAUAAUAAUAUGAAAAACACGGCGGCGAGAGAUGAGUUCGGUAAAACGUAUUUUGUUCAAUUAUUAAUAAUUAUAAUACAUAAGAAAUAUACCUUAUGAAUAGCUUGAGUUAUCUAUAGUGGGUACCGAGCAUAAUUUUGUGAGAGUAAAAUUAAAAUAAAGUUAAUUAGAACAUAUGUUAAUUAUCGACGUGCAGAACAUUUGUAUGCUUUUUGUACCCCUUUAUAAAAGAUAAUGACUAUCGACUAUCGAUGUUUCCGUUAGAAUAUCGAUAGUUUCAAAAGACAUUUUGAUAAAAAGUUUUGUUAUAUACUUAUGUAUUAUAAUUUUUUAAUCUAUGUAUUAAAAUU
This is a messenger RNA of Nymphalis io (European peacock), 1470 nucleotides long. RefSeq lists its product as uncharacterized. The transcript has a single exon. Bases 230 to 649 code for a protein of 139 amino acids. Lineage: Eukaryota; Metazoa; Arthropoda; Insecta; Lepidoptera; Nymphalidae. The record is from RefSeq and is a predicted model, not a curated record.